This is a messenger RNA of Telopea speciosissima, 2276 nucleotides long. RefSeq names its product BTB/POZ domain-containing protein At5g47800-like. Lineage: Eukaryota; Viridiplantae; Streptophyta; Magnoliopsida; Proteales; Proteaceae. The transcript has 6 exons. Bases 294 to 2174 code for a protein of 626 amino acids. The record is from RefSeq and is a predicted model, not a curated record.
CUCUAUAGAUUGAUUGAUUUUCAUGUUAUAUACUAGCGUGUUUAAGUGUGUUCUGAUCUGGGUUUUUGAAUUCCUCCUGAGUUCGGAGCAGAAAGUAUUAUAUGAAGUCAAGAGGAGUCUUUGAAGGACGGAGUUGCAGGUUUUUUUAUUCUAUCAAAACUGUGUGAGGAAUAAAAAUUGACAACCUUCAGAGGAGAUUUUUGAAGGUCAAGGAAGCAUGAUUUACUUUUGAGAUGAAAAUAACAUAUGAGGGUAUGUCAUAACAUUUAUUAGGGCAAAAAACAAGCAGAAAAAUGAAGUUUAUGAAGAUUGGGAACAGGUCAGAUACCUUCUACACAGAUGAGGGUAAAAGGUCUGUAUCUUCAGAUGUACCCAGCGAUCUCCUCAUACAAAUCAACAAUACAACAUAUCUUCUUCACAAGUUUCCACUUCUUCCAAAGUGUGGGCUCUUACAACGACUUUGUUGUAAUGCUGGCAAUCCUAGCAAAGUUCCACUAGAGCUUCAUGAUGUUCCUGGAGAAGAAGAGGCUUUUGAGCUUUGUGCUAAAUUCUGCUACGGAAUUACAAUUAACCUGAGUGCUCACAACUUUGUGCUUGCAUUCAGUGCUGCAAAAUUCCUAGGGAUGACUGAGUCAGUUGAGAAAGGAAAUUUUGUCUUGAAACUUGAAAUCUUCUUCAAGUCGUGCAUCCUUGAAGGUUGGAAGGAUUCUAUUGUCACUCUACAGACCACUGAAAAGCUUUUAGAGUGCGCUCAAAAUCUUGGACUCAUUAGACAGUGCAUAGACUCAAUUUCUGAGAAAAUUCUUACUCACCCAUCAAAGGUUACAUGGUCCUACACUUACACUAGACCAGGAUACAAGGGAAAGCACAACCACUCCGUCCCUAAGGACUGGUGGACAGAGGACAUAUCCAACCUCGACAUAGACCUUUUUCGUACCAUAAUUGCUGCCAUCAGAUCAACAAAGAUAAUCUCACCACGGCUUAUUGGUGAAGCUUUGCAUGUCUAUGCAUGUCGAUGGCUACCAGAGACAUCACAGAGCAGUCCACCAGAGACUUCAGCAUCUCAAACUGAAUCAGCAGUGGAGAAGAAUAGGCAGGUAUUAGAGACUAUUGUGAGCAUGAUUCCAGCUGAACGAGGUUCAGUAUCAGUUGGGUUCUUGUUGAGGCUCCUUGGCAAGGGAAAGAUUCUCGGGGUGUCUUCUUCAACGAAGGCUGAGCUUAUAAGAAGAUCUAGUCAGCAGUUAAGGGAGGCAAUGGUUAAGGACCUGCUCUUACCUUCACAAUCUUCUGAUCGGCAUCUCUAUGAUACCGACUUGGUAUUGGCAGUAUUAGAAAGUUUUUUGGCUCGAUGGCAAAGACAAACUUCUCGAGAAGAUGGUGAGUCUGUAAAGGAGAUAAGGAAGGUGGCACAGCUUAUCGAUUCUUACCUUCAGGUCAUCUCAAGAAGGGAUGUCAAUGUGCCAGCAUGGAAGAUGGUAACUCUUGCAGAAUCCUUACCGGAAAUUGCCCGGCCAGAGCACGAUGAGUUGUACAGGGCAAUUAACAUUUAUCUCAAGGAUCACCCGGAUCUAAGCAAGGCAGAGAAAAAGCGUCUCUGCCGGAUUCUAGACUGCCGGAAACUGUCUCCGGAAGUAUGUGCUCAUGCAAUAAGGAAUGAACGACUGCCGCUGAGAACUGUUGUGCAAGUCCUGUUCUACGAACAAGAAAGAGGAGGCAGACCAACUCCUCAUUUACCACUGGGAGCUAAGAAAUUCCGUGGAGAAGAGCAUCCACAAUCAAUUGCUCAAGGUGACAAUCAUGGAAAGUCAAAAUCAGGGCUGCAGGAUCAAUUUGGUGGGGUUGAGAGUAUAGGGAAGGCCACAAGUUCAAGCAUUGUGGAAAGAGUUCAUCAAAGAACAAUGAAAUCGGAUGCAAGGCAGCAGUGGGAUUCAGAAAGGAAGGUAGAGAAUGGGAAACUAAAGAAUGCCACAAGUCCAAGCAUUGUGGAAAGAGUUCAUCAAAGAACAGUGAAAUCAGAUGGAAGGCAGCAAUUAGAUUCAGAAAGGAAGGUAGAAAUGGGGAAACUAAGGGAGACCAGAGAGGAAGGGAUAUCGAGAAGCCUGUCGGAGCCUAAGAAUACCAGAGGAAGAAGUAAAUCAGCCAACCAUAAAAGAGGUGGAGACAUAGGUGUAUAGACUAGAGAGCUUUUUAUAUGUUUCUGCUUUUCCAUUUCUCUUAAAACAUUUUUCAAUGUAUAGUAAAUAAUGUUCUUAUUCAUUCUGAACUGGAAUCCAAUU